Molecule: messenger RNA, 1549 nt
Organism: Benincasa hispida (wax gourd)
Lineage: Eukaryota; Viridiplantae; Streptophyta; Magnoliopsida; Cucurbitales; Cucurbitaceae
Product: NAC domain-containing protein 2-like
Biological process (GO): regulation of DNA-templated transcription
Molecular function (GO): DNA binding
Source: RefSeq, a predicted model, not a curated record
GAUUCUUCGGCUCACAAAAUUCCCAAUUCCCAGCCGCCGCUGAUCGGAGAUCAGAUAAGAUCAGAGAUUCACCACCACCGCAAAUCAACUGUGAGAGAGAGAGAGAGGCUUCAGGCCAAGUGUGAAAGCAGCAGGCAGCCUAAUCGCUAGCAAAUGACCGUAGCUGGGCUCGAGUUACCUCCAGGCUUCAGAUUUCACCCCACUGAUGAAGAGCUAGUCCUUCAUUACCUUUGCAGAAAGUGCGCUUCUCAGCCCAUCGCCGUCCCCAUUAUCAAGGAGAUUGAUCUUUACAAAUACGACCCCUGGCACCUCCCUGAAUUGGCCGUCUGUGGUGAAAAGGAGUGGUAUUUCUUCUCCCCCAGGGACCGUAAGUACCCCAACGGCUCCCGCCCCAACCGGGCCGCAGGAACCGGCUACUGGAAGGCCACCGGCGCCGAUAAGCCCAUCGGCCGCCCCAAAACUCUUGGUAUCAAGAAGGCACUUGUCUUCUACGCCGGAAAGGCCCCAAGGGGCGUCAAGACCAAUUGGAUUAUGCAUGAGUAUCGCCUUGCCAACGUCGACAGAUCCGCUGCCAACAAAACCAACAACUUGAGAUUGGACGACUGGGUGCUAUGUCGCAUCUACAACAAAAAGGGAUGCAUAGAGAAACAUUACCAAUCCACCGACGACAAGGCAGCCGAAUUCCCUGAUUUCGAGGAUGAGAAACCCGAUAUCACCACCACCAAUAACAACAUGGUACAACUCCCAAUCCACAACCACUUGCAAAUGGAAACAUCCGACUCCGUUCCCAGAAUGCACACCGACUCCUCCAGUGGCUCGGAUCCAGUGACGUCGCCGGAGCUCACCUGGGAUAAGGAGGUCCAAAGUCAACCCAAAUGGGGAGGAGGAGGAGGAGAAAGAACAGCGGCGGCUGAUUUCGACUUCUUUGAGUUCAAUUACAUGGAUUCUUUCUCCAUGCCAGAGGAUCCAUUUGGAAGCCAGGUUCAAUUCCAGAUGGACCAUCUUUCGCCAUUGCAGGACAUGUUUUCGUAUCUACAGAGGCAGAUUUAGCCACCAUCACCGCCGCCGCAUGGAUUUAGGGGAUGCAUUCAACCCCGUUACCAGGCUUCCUCACUCUACCCAUAUAUAAACAUAAUAUUCAUAUUUUUACGCAACGGUUAGCAAAUUCUUUGAUAAGCCGAAACCAAUAUGCUCAGAAAGUAUUUGUUUGUGAGGGUUUCUCCUCUUCCUUUGUUGUAAUGAAGAAUGUAGUUGAUUAGAAGAGAAUUGAGCUCUGCUCCUUCCAAAGUUGAUGAUCUUCAAUUCAUCCUCCUCAACCCAAAACCAAGAGGAGCGAUGGUAGUGUGUAGUUAGCAACACAACAUUACAAUUGCCAACCCAUGUCUACACCACGACCCACCCACUGUCAUUUAAGCAUUGUAUAUUCCCAAGGCUGCCUGCGAUCAACCAAACCAAAUAACGCUGCCCCAGUCAUGGAUGUGAAUCUAACUCAUCUCAUCUUUGUAAUUUCAAAAGCAGAGUUAAUUAAAAAAAAAAUUGUCAGUUCUAA